AAAGUUAAGUAAAUAAAAGAAUGAAUAAUAAAAUGAGAUAACAAUUUGAAAAAAAAAUUAGAGAUACAUCUAUAGAUUUUCACAAGUCUGAUAUAAAAUUAUUGUUAGAUUGCUUGUAAUAGAAAAAAGCUCAUCUUGAAAUCUAAACUGAAUAAGAGUUUUCAAUUAGAUAACUCUAAAUCAACAAUAAACUACUUGAUGAAAAAGUUGAACUUCUCUAAAUUAAAGUUUAUGAUAAAAUUCAAAAUAUAAAAAAGUGCUUAGAAAUUUUUUUAACUGAUUAAGUUGAAGAGCUCGUUUGCCACUUAAAAAAAUAUGCUGAUAUAUGCUCUCGCUUAUUUAGACCUGCAUUUAUUCUGAAAGUUUUUGAUUCUUAUUACUUAGAUGAAGACAAAAUUUUUUAUAUCAUAGAAUACGAAGACUUCGAUUUUCAAAGUACUAUUUGUUACAAUAGCUAAUAAAUUGUAUGUGCUGCAGUUAAAUUAAUCAGAUAAUUUAUCUCAUAUAAUUAAUAUUUUAGUUUUUUAUAAUAAAUUUAACUCUUCAAUUAAGAUUAAAAUCUAAUGAUGAGUUUUAUAGAAAAAAGUUAAUAGAAAGCAGUUAUGUCUAAUUUAGAAAUAAUCAAAUCUCAUGUAUUGGAUAAUUUAAACGUAGUUGAGGAUUAUUUUGAAUUUUAUUUUGAGGAAAACUUCUUUGCUUAUUACUAAUAAAAUUAACUUAAAAAAUGUGGUUUUAAUAUUGUAUGCCAUAGGUUUGAUAAGGAAGAUGAAGCAAGACAAAUAUACCAAAAAAUAUAAGAAGCUAUUUCAAUGUGUAACGAAUCAAAGGCCAUAAUUACUCCAGUUAUUUAUAGCUAAAUUAUUUCAAAUAGUCAAGCUGCUGUGGUUAUAAGACAGAACUCUGUAACUUUUGAUAUAAAAAUUUAGGAUUCUAUUUACAAAAAGCUUCUAGACUACUUCUAUUCAUUAGAAAAAGGUGAUUAGCUCGCUAGUGAAUAAAAAAUUAAUAAAAUUAAUUUAUUCUUUGACCAACUAAAAAGCCUCAAUAGCUAAUUUGAAAAAGAAAAUGGCAUUAGUUUUAAGCCAAUGUUUUUAUAGGGUGGAUAAGCUCUAUAAAUAGAUGAAAUUAAAAUAGAAUAGUUUAUGAAGCUCAUUGAUAUUUUAAAAUAAUCUUCAUUUGAUCUCAAAUUAUUCGACUUAAAAUCUGGUUGUAGACUAAAAGAAAGCGUUAUAUUUAGAAAUCAAAAGCCUGGGAAAAAACCAACAAAGAUACUUGUAGAGGAUAAGUUUGUUGAUGAUUCUAUUUUAAAUAAUUUUCCAAAUUAUCCUAUUAACUACAUUUAACUAAUCAAAACAUAGAAUGAAAAAAAAUCUCCUUAACAAUUAUCUAACUCCAUAACUAUUUAAAAUAAUAGAAAGUUUAGUAAUCAAAGUGGAGAUAAUCAAAGUUUGAUAAAACCUUUAAAUCAAGGAAUUUUUAGUGGUUAAUAAAAUUAAUCUUUAUUUAAUAAUCCUUCUUAGCCAAUGUUUAGCUCCAUGAUUAAUUAAAAUACGAAAAGUGUUUUUAACAAUUAAAAUGAAGAUAAUAAAAGCUCCAUCAAGCCUUUUAAUCAAAACAUUUUUAGUGAUUAAAAAAAUGUACCAUUGUUUAUCAAUAACAAAAAUUCUGAUUAACCUUUAUUUAGCUCUGUUACCAACCAAAAUAGCAGUAUAUUCAGUAAUCAAAAUGGAAAUAACCAGAGUUUCAUCAAGUAAUCAAAUGAUGGAAUUUUUAGUGGUUAAUAGAAUUAAUCUUUAUUUAGUAAUCCUUCUAAGUCACUAUUUAGCUCUGUUACAAAUUAAAAUACUAAUAGCGUCUUUAGCAAUUAAAAUGGGGAUAAUAAAAGUACCAUCCAGCCUUCAAAUCAAGGAGUUUUUAGUGACUAAAAAAAUUUAUCAUCUUUUAAUAACAAAAAUCCUGAUUAACCUUUAUUUAGCUCUGUUACCAAUCAAAAUAGCAGUAUAUUCAGUAAUCAAAAUGGUAAUAACCAAAAUUCCAUCAAGCCAUUAAAUGAUGAAGUUUUUAAUUGUUAACAAAAUGAAUCCUUGUUUAAUAAUCCUUCUUAGAGAUUGUUUUGCCCCAAAACCAAUCAAAAUGAUAUGUUAUUUAAUAAAUAAAAUUAGGUAAGCCUUUUUAAUGGAUUAAAUACUUAAAAUUAAACUACUAAUUAGUCACAGUAAAUGAAUUAGGUUAUAUUUAGCAAGUAACCAAUCUAGCCAAUUUCAUUAUUUUAAAACUAGAAUUAAGACAAUUCAGCAAAGUUUACUCUAAACUCACAUGUUCAAAAUUUAAAUUUUACUAAUAUUCUAAAUGACUAAGAAAUAUACGAAUUAGAAUAAAUAAUGAAAGAAUAAAUUGGAUAAUAUUUAAAUUUUAUUAAUAACCAAACCCAAAUUGACUAAAUUUUAGUCAAUGAAAUAUUCACUGAGAUAUAAAAAGUUACUAUAAACACAUCAUCUAAAAAGAAUUAAAUUUUACUGAUGACUCUAAAUGUUUAAGUACCUUUUCUAACAAAGCUUACUAUUAACUAAUGA
Molecule: messenger RNA, 2573 nt
Organism: Tetrahymena thermophila SB210
Lineage: Eukaryota; Ciliophora; Oligohymenophorea; Hymenostomatida; Tetrahymenidae
Exons: 4
Source: RefSeq, a predicted model, not a curated record